This is a messenger RNA of Zea mays, 2704 nucleotides long. RefSeq lists its product as uncharacterized. Lineage: Eukaryota; Viridiplantae; Streptophyta; Magnoliopsida; Poales; Poaceae. The transcript has 7 exons. The coding region runs from base 239 to 1471 and encodes 410 amino acids. The record is from RefSeq and is marked predicted.
CCAAAUCCCACCACGCAGGCAGUCAGGCACCCGCAUUGUUUCAAAAAUCUCGAAUCGGCCCCUGGUUCUGGCAGCGCAGCCGCCGCCGGCGGACGGAGGGCCCUCUUUCCGGGUGAGGCAAGUCGAGGCCUGCUUUGCCUCGCUGUAAGCUCGCCGGAAGAGGGAACCGGGGAGGGGAAAAGACGCGCGGCAGUGGUGGAGUGGAGGUGCCAAGGCUGAGGGAGGCGCGCCGCCGCCCAUGGACGCCGCGCGGUGGGUCGUGUGCCUGCUCGUGACGGUCAUCUGCUUGUCGUGCGCCGCCGCCGCUACCGCCGCCGUGAGGUCGCCGGCGGCGAGGCUGCACCGCCACCUCAAGCGGCUCAACAAGCCGGCCGUGAAGAGUAUCGAGAGUCCAGACGGGGACAUGAUAGACUGCGUGCACAUCUCACACCAGCCAGCGUUUGAUCACCCAUACCUCAAGAACCACACGAUCCAGAUGAGGCCGAACUACCACCCGGAAGGGCUGUACGAGGAAUCCAAGGCCUCCAGCAGCGGUGGCGAGAGGCCUAUGGCUCAGCUCUGGCAUCAGAACGGGAGGUGUCCCGAAGGUACGGUCCCCAUCAGGAGAACGAGGAAGGACGACCUGCUGAGGGCAAGCUCGAUGCGUCGGUACGGCAGGAAGCGCCGCGCCGCCGCGAACCCGAUGUCCGUCAGUCCCACCAUGCUCAACGAGGGUGGGCAUCAGCAUGCCAUAGCGUACGUCCAGGGCGACAAGUACUACGGCGCCAAGGCGACUAUCAAUGUGUGGGCGCCCAAGAUCGAACAGCCCAACGAGUUCAGCUUGUCCCAGCUCUGGAUCUUGGGCGGCUCAUUCGGGGAGGAUCUGAACAGCAUCGAGGCUGGAUGGCAGGUUAGCCCUGACCUCUACGGGGAUAACAACACGAGGCUCUUCACGUACUGGACAAGUGAUGCGUACCAGGCGACAGGGUGCUACAACAUGCUGUGCUCAGGGUUCAUCCAGAUCAACAACCAGAUCGCCAUGGGCGCCAGCAUCUUCCCGACCUCGAGCUACUCCGGCUCCCAGUAUGAUAUCAGCAUACUGAUCUGGAAGGACCCCAAGGAGGGCAACUGGUGGAUGCAGUUCGGCAAGGACUACGUGCUGGGUUACUGGCCGUCGUUCCUCUUCUCGUACCUGGCGGACAGCGCGUCGAUGGUGGAGUGGGGCGGGGAGGUGGUGAACUCGCAGGCGGACGGCGUGCACACGUCGACGCAGAUGGGCAGCGGGCACUUCCCCGAGGAAGGGUUCGGCAGGGCGAGCUACUUCAAGGGGGUGCAGGUGGUGGACAGCAGCAACAACCUCGGGGCGCCCAGGGGCGGCCUGGGCACCUUCACGGAGCAGUCCAGCUGCUACGACGUGCAGAGCGGCAGCAACGCCGACUGGGGCACCUACUUCUACUACGGCGGGCCCGGGAGGAGCUCCAGCUGCCAGUAACUGGUGGGCUCUCUAGCUAGGUAGUGAUGUGCGUGCUGCUGGCUUCACCUUUGUUUGUGGUAGUUUCUUCUUCUUCUUCCGAUUAGUCAUUAGUGCCGCCGUGCCGGGAUGGCUUCUGAAGAGAAGCAUGGCAUGUGGUGGUGGUGGUGCCCUACCCUACCCUUGUUGUGGUGGCCUGCCUCCUUUUCCUAUAUGGUAGAUUCACUUGUUCGUCCUUGUGGUUAGGACUGGGCAUUUUUAACCCGAAAACCGAACCCGAACCGAACCCGAACCCGAAUAGACCGAAUAGGUCGGUUUUCGGUUUUCGGGUUCGGGUUUCGGUUCAUAGAUCUCUUCUGUUCGGGUAUCGGUUUAGGGUUCGGUUUCCAGCCAGCCAAACCCGAUUAGACUCAAAGAACCGAACUAUAGUGAUCCUCCCUCUGUCCCUCAGCCCAAACCGCGAAACCUAGUAACGGGCUAACGGCCCAACUCAGGCACAGGCACUCCGCGGUGACAUAGGCGCAGUCCAGUCCGCACCCGCACCGCACGCAGCACGCACCCGCAGGCCGCAUUGCCGCAACCCUAGCCGCAUGGCGCACGCUGGUCCGCCGCCGCGCCGUCGAUCCACCGCUGCUCUGCCGCACGGAGUCGCACUGGUCAGCCACCGCGCCGUCGAUCCACCGCUCUGCCGCCUCUGCGCGUCAGCCGCGCUAGGCGCCAACCUUCCACUCCAUACCGGUCCACCGGCGUCGAUCCACCGACGACUCCGUACUCGGUACUUCCACCGCAUCGCGGCACCGGUCCACCGCUCUGGCGACUCGGUGUUCUGCACUUCUGCUCCGAUUUCGGCGUCCUGCUCCACGGUGCCCACGACUCGCUGCAGACCGACCCAGCACGUAAGGUGCCGCGGAUCCUGGUUGCGUCCGAGGAGAGGCUGCGCCGGAACGCGGAGUUCCUGCUCAACGAGGUCGGGCUGCCGCCGCAGUACAUCGUCCGCCGUUCGGUGCUUCUCAUGUACAGCCUCGAGAGGCGGAUAGUGCCCCGGCACCUCGUGCUGAUGGUUCUCAAAGAGAAGGGGUUGGUUGAGCAGGACCGGUGCUUCUUCAACGUGGUUCUCAACGAGGCUGCACUUCUGUUUGUGAAUUGUGAUGGAUUGAUGAUGAACCUGUUAAGUUAUUUCCUGUGGUGUAUGAACUUGCAUGUAGUUGGCAUUUUCUAAGUCAAUUUGUCAUGUAUUUGUAUGCACUUCUAUGC